Molecule: messenger RNA, 3317 nt
Organism: Amphibalanus amphitrite
Lineage: Eukaryota; Metazoa; Arthropoda; Thecostraca; Balanomorpha; Balanidae
Exons: 12
Coding region: 126-2867 (913 amino acids)
Biological process (GO): proteolysis
Molecular function (GO): serine-type endopeptidase activity
Source: RefSeq, a predicted model, not a curated record
UGACGGCGGACGGUCAGUGGCGGGACGGAGGUGAAAGGGAGAGUGUCGGGAGACGGUGGGCAGACGGACCCAGAGGACGGGAGCACACACACGGUGCGGGACAGGACGCGGUCAGGCCACUCACGAUGAAGCUGCGGAGUUUAGGCCUCGUGGCCGCGCUGCUGUUGCUAGGCAACGACAGCGCGUCUGCCGAGUGGGUCUGGGGCAGCCGCUCCUCCAAGUCCCUAAAAAACACCACCGACGUGCCGGUCACGGCAGCUUCCACUGUUGAAGCAGCGUCUCCACUUGAAGAACAGGUGGUGGAUGGUAUCAUUGGCGCCGAGGACACGUUCGUCGCCUUUACGGAGAAGCCGGACACUCUGCCGGUGGCCACGUUGGUCCAGGGAACCAGCGGAGACUUUGUCGCAGACCCAGUGGUGGAAGGCAGCGCUCGUCAGGCCAAGGUGAUCGCCGAGGAGACUUAUGACGAGAUCUACAGCGACCCCGAGGUGCAGGCCGCCCUGGAGGCGGGCAACGAGACCCAGGCGCGCACCUUUAUCAGAGAUAAACUGUGCUUCCUCGGACUGGUGGACUGCGAGGAAGACAUCCCUCCCCCUCCGCCGCCGCACCGGCCGUUCCUGCCGCCGCGGCCUCCCCCUCCGGGCGCCGUCCAGCUGGUGCAGCCUGUCCGCCUGCAGGCACACGGCCCUCCCGUGCAGGCGAUCCCGCUCGGGCCGGCGCCCCCGCCCGUGCUGCCGCCUCCUCACCCCCACGGCGGGGGAUACCCGGGACCGAUCAAGUCGCACUACCAGCCGCCCAAGCCUUCGUAUGGUGUCCCGAAGCCGAGCUACAGCCCGCCCAAGCCGAGCUAUGGGCCGCCGAAGCCGGCGUAUCACCCGCCGCCCAGCAAUGGAUAUGGACCUCCCAAAGGAGCGUACCCGGCUCCGGUUAACAGCCACUACAGCCCUCCCAAGCAUCACGAUAGCUACAGUAGUCACGGCGGUGGGCACGGCGGCCACCACGACGGGCAUCACGGCGGCCACGAUAGUCACGUGAGCCACGGCGGCCACGAUACGCAUAUUGUGAAGGAUCCUCACGAUCCUCACACUACGCAUAUUCAUCACGGCAACAAGCACGACAAUCAUGACAGUCACAAGAUCGUGGUCGCCGAUCCGAUUACUCCAGCUCCUGUGCAGACUCAUAUUCACACUCAUCACCACACGCAUAUCGAGCAGGGAAGGCCGGGCAAGUCGAUUGAUAUCGCUCUACCGGCCGGAGCCGGCGCUCUGCCAAUUUAUCCUCCUACUUACACUCCUCUGGAUGUCAACCGAGGUCCUCAGGCACCCGCUGGAGCCUUCAACACCCCCGGAGGCACCUUUGUGAACUCUAACUUGGGCAACACCGGCUUCAACAAGAUCGCCAACACGCGCCCGACUCCCAAUCUCGGCAACUCGGGACAGUUCGGACCUCGACCAGUGCCUCCGGCUCGUCAGUCCGUGAAUGUGCCGGCUAUCUCCAGCAACUUGGGUAGCCAGUUUUACAACGAGUACUGUGUCUGUGUGCCGCGCUAUGCGUGCGACGCGCUGGACAUCAUCACAGCACGCGCCGGGAGGGGAACUGGGGAUUUGUCGGCCAUCACUCCUCGGAGAGCCAACAGCUCCAUUGAUGCCGGUUCGGCACGGGUUGCCAAGAGCCUUCAGCCGGAGGAUAUUCUGGACCAGGUCAAGGAGGUCAUCUCUGAGGAGCGUCAAUCCUCCGCUGCUGCUGACAAGUCCGCAGCUCGCCGGCGGCGGGCAGCUCUGCCCCAGUCCAAGGAGGAGAAGCCCGAGGCGCAGGCUCGUCAGCUGAAGGACCCCCUGACAGGAGAGGUGCCGGAGGGAAGGCAGCUCGUCACCGACGCUCAGGGCCGCCAGCUGGGCUACCAGCCCAACUUCCGCGGCUGCGCGCACACGGACGUCUGCUGCCGAAACCCGAUCCCGGUUGGUCCGACGAACCGCCAGCAGCCCGGGCAGUGUGGGGUGGGACGGACAGACGCCGUCAACGGACGCAUCAAGAACUAUGACGUCAGGGAGGGCGAGACCGUGUUCGGCGAAUUCCCCUGGCAUACGGCCAUUCUGAAGAAGGAGGGAGCUGACAACGUGUAUGUCUGCGCUGGAUCUCUGAUUGGAAACGAGUACAUUCUCACUGCGGCUCACUGCGUCAAGAGCUACGAGCCGUACGCGCUCCGGGUUCGUCUUGGCGAGUGGGACGUCAAUCACGAGACCGAGUUUUACCCGCACGUCGAGAAGGACGUCUCAGGAAUCUACAUCCAUCCCGAGUUCUACGGAGGCAACCUCUACAACGACAUCGCACUGCUGAAGCUGGCCAGCCCCGUGAACGUGCAGUACAACCUGCACAUCGGUCCGGUAUGCAUCCCGCCCCAGUACGCCGACUUCACCAAUCAGAGGUGCUGGGUCUCCGGCUGGGGGAAGGACGCCUUCGGGCAGCACGGAAACUUCCAGAACGUCCUCAAAAAGGUGGCAGUGCCUGUGAUUGGUAACUACGAGUGCGAGCAGCGUCUGAAGCGCACCAAGUUGGGCUACGACUUCAAACUGCACGGUGGCUUCCUCUGCGCCGGAGGAGAGGAGGGAAAGGACGCCUGCAAGGGUGACGGCGGCGGUCCGCUGGUGUGUGAGCAGGCCGGCUCGUUCUACCUGGCCGGUAUCGUCUCGUGGGGUGUCGGCUGCGGCCAGAGGGACGUGCCCGGCGUCUAUGUCAAGACGACCGAGUAUCUGCCCUGGAUCCAGUCCAUCACUACGUACCGGCCCUUCACGGGCGUCCAGUCGCGUGCCAGGAAACCCGCCGAGGGAAUCGAGGCCGAAGACUACAUAGAGGUGGUCAAACAGUAGGGCAUACGAGUACACUCGCCUCGUACACUCGCCAGUGAACACUAGAGUGGUGGACGUUUUGCCAGAAACUGUGUUUUGCGGACGAAGUGUCAGUGUGGACGGGAAAAGUCUUAAAACGUUGUCGCAGACGGAGAAGCCAGGGUUAAGAUGAAGCUGGACGGGUGAUGAGUGUGCUAACAUUGUUGUGACAUAAUAUUCGAACAGGGACCAGCGAUUGGGAAUCAUACGCUUUCAUGUUUAGCGCGUGAAAGUUUCAUCCAUCGAGGAAGUUGAGUGAUGAUCAUGUUAUUCAGCCAAACUCCACCCCCAGGCGCCGUCUCCCAAGCGACCCCAUUGUUGUUCGCUUCGAAAGGAGCCAGGACUGUAGUGCACAUUGUAACAAUAUUUAUUGUAUGUAUACGCCCUUGCGUUCCGUGUGUGUUUGCUCAUGUAAUAAACAUGUCUCGAAAA